CAGGGCUGUUGUUUCUCUCGUUCCGCGGGUCCAAACUCGCCGCACCCCGGUGGCGUCCCAGAUGCCUCUUCGCGCGCCGGCAAUCCUCCUCUCCUGACCUUGCCCGAGGGCAUCCUCUCCGGGGGCUCGCAAACCGCUUCCUCGGUGCGCCGUCGUCGCCGCGAUCAGGCCCACCGCGAUCAGCCCCGUCGCGAACGGCCUCCCCUCGACCAGCACAUCAACCGCCCGCUGCGCAAGCACGAAUGGACGUCCGGGCAGCGGCGAUGGACCCGGCGCGAGCUGGCCAAGGAGCGCGAGGAAUUCUUUGAAACAAGAGUGGUUUGCAGGCCCGAGAUCUGGCAGACGCUGCACGCCGCACUGCAGGUGCUGUGGGAGGCGAGCCCAGAGGAUUCGCAGGACGAGGACAGCGCGCUGGCCACUGCGCAAACCAUCCUCAACGCCGCCGAAAUCUCGCUGCCCACCGGCGAUCUCGUCAACGGCGCAUACGACUCGCUAGGCAAUCUGUAUGCGCUACCCGAAUACAUAGUAUCUGAUCCGGACAACAUGGCGGAUGACAAUGACCCGGACUUCAAGGGCGAUACAUCUACGGCCGAGGACGAGACCGCAGGGGAGGAAGAUGAUGUUGAUUCUGAAGAGGCCGAGAGGAGACGGGAAGAAAAGGGCAAGGGUGUGCUUGACGAGCGAGAAAUGGUGACUUUGCGCGCGCGACUGAGCGAGACGGGCCAGGAUAUCAUCGUCCCUGUGACCAAGACUGACAGCGUUAGGAGCGUUGUGAAGAAGAUUACAGAAAUAUCAGUGGCCCCCUCUGAAAAGAAGAUUCGCCUCGCUUACAUGGGAAAGAUACUCAAGGAGAAUCUCUCUCUAGAGGCCCAGGGAUGGCAAGUCGGCCAUGUCAUCAACGCCCUCGUCUUUAACCGGUGA
Trichoderma atroviride IMI 206040 is the source of this 921-nucleotide messenger RNA. RefSeq lists its product as uncharacterized. The record is from RefSeq and is a predicted model, not a curated record. Gene Ontology annotation, molecular function: protein binding. NCBI's taxonomy places the organism in Eukaryota, Fungi, Ascomycota, Sordariomycetes, Hypocreales, Hypocreaceae.